UUAUAUCUUAGUCCGUGGACUGUACUAAAAUUGUUGAUUAAAAAGUUCUAGAGUUCACUUUCAGAUAUUUGACAUAUUAUUUUCUAUUUUGUGACUUAGGUACUGACUUUGUGUACACACUAGUUCACUCACGACUCAUUAGCCACAACAGUACUAUAUAGUGUAGUACACGUCUUCAACACUGACAUGGUGACAUAUUAUUAUCACUAAAUUAUUGUCAGUUAUUGUUGACUGUUGUUCAUUACUCAGUUGUGAGUUUGUGAGGUGUCGCAGUCGCAAAACGUGGUUUAUUUUUAAUAGUACCUACCUACCUAUAUCUAUAUCAAUAUCGUAAUCGUGAUAGAUUUAAAGUAAAAAUUAACGAUCUAUUCCAUUCUUAAGAUUAAUUUGAAUUGAGUAUAUCUACCUAACUAAUGAGUAUGGAGGAACCUAUACAACUAUCCAAGAAACAGAUUGUACAUCGAUUCAUCAAGGCAAACAGAAAACGAAUUGGCAAUAUGAACAUCAGAUUACAAUCGAUGCGUUAUUACCUAACAGGAUUGGUGGUAUUAGGAACCGUAGUAUUGCUUUUUUUCGUAUUUUCGUCACACCAUGUAUACAACGACCACAACAGUAUUCCCGAUCCAGAAUUCCCGAUUCCGCCAUCAAGUAUGCCGAUGGGUUUGUACAACAAGGUCGGUGUUGUAUCCAACGGCGGACCGUGUGCACAAAUUGGAGUGGACGUGAUGUCGAAUGGAGGAAAUGCUGUUGAUGCAGCAGUAGCUACAAUGUUGUGCGAUGGUGCCCUGUGUCCAGAGUACAUGGGUAUUGGUGGAGGAUUUAUAAUGAGUAUCUACAACGCAACAACCAAAAAAGUGAUGACAAUCGAUGCGCGUGAAACAGCUCCUGCUGCUGCGACUAUAUCAAUGUUCGUAGAAGAUCCUUUGAAAUCUAUUUACGGAGGAAUGGCGGUUGCAGUUCCAGGGGAACUCAAAGGCUAUUCGACAAUUUAUAAUUUAUACGGUGGUGGCGUUUCGUGGGAAUCGUUAUUUGAACCAACUAUUAAAUUAUGCGAAGAAGGUAUGACGAUCAGUAAUCGUCUAGCAAUUAACUUGAAUAAUCACGAAGACUUGAUAAAAAAUGACUUGCUGCUCAGAGAAGCUUUUUUUGAUGAAAAAACCGGUCACGUGAAAACCGCUGGGGAACAGUAUAAUUUUCCAAAGUUAGCAGAAACAAUGAAAAUUAUUGCAAAAGAAGGUGUAGAUGCCAUUUACAAUGGUUCGUUAACAUCUAAAUUAUUGGAAGAUUUAAAAGAAGUGAAUGGACUAAUCACAAAAGAAGAUUUAGCCAAUUAUACAAUUGAAAUCAAAGAGUCUUUUCCAGUAAAUUUAAAAAGUGGACAUACAAUACAUGUGGGGCCACCACCUAGUUCUGGUAUCAUACUGGCAUACAUACUCCGAAUAUUGGAUGGGAUAUUACCAGCACCUGAUAUUGGCUUGGACGCACAUCGAUUUGUGGAAGCUUUUAAAUUUGGGUUUGGAGCAAGAACCCAUUUAGGAGAUCAUAAAUUUGUUAAUGUGUCGCAAAUUUAUGAUAAAGUAAAAUCAGAUGAACACAUCAAUAGUAUUCGAAAUAAUAUAUCUGAUAGUUUUACUUCGUCAGAUCCAAGAUACUAUGGAGCUGAUUACGAUAUGCUAGAGAAUCACGGGACUGCUAACAUUGUCGUAACGGAUUCAGCGGGCAAUACUGUUGUAGCUACAAGUACAUUAAAUACUUAUUUCGGUUGUGGUUUCAUGUCUCCUAGUACUGGUAUACUUUUAAACAAUGAAAUGGAUGAUUUUUCUACUCCUGGAGUCAUUAACUAUUAUGGUAUUCCAUCUUCACCUGCCAAUUUUAUCGAACCAGGCAAGCGACCAAUGUCUUCAAUGUGUCCAACUAUAUUUACUGAUAAAAAUGGUGACUUUGUUCUCGGUGUCGGAGCUGCAGGAGGAUCAAAAAUUACUCUUGCUACUGCUUAUGUGUCUGCCCUCAAGUUAUGGUACAAUAAAACAUUAAAAGAAGUGAUAGACCAACCCAGAAUUUACCACCAACUUAUACCUAUGGAAGUUCAAUAUGAGUAUGGAACGACUAAGGAUAUAGUAAGUAAACUUAUGGAUAUUGGUCAUCCAGUCGUUAGAUUGGAAAAUGGAGCAUCAGCAGUUACAGCCAUUGCUAAAACUUCUUCAGGGAUGUUUGAAGCUAUGCCAGAUUUUAGACGACCAGGAAAUUCAUCUGGAUUUUAAUACAAUAUUAUGUUUUAUAUAGAUUGGAUUUUAAUAAAUAUUUGUUGUAUAAAAUACCUUGUAUGUUCCUAAAAUAUUAUUGUAACCAAAAAGUACUAUGAUCCAGGUUUUUGAAAUUUAGUUGUGUGAUAAAAAAUAUUUAUUGAUGUAUUUUUACUGAGCAAUUUAGAUUAAACUUAAGUUUUAUAAUUGUUUACUAUUACUUGUUUUUAUGAAAUAUUUAUACAUACAGUGGUAUACACUUUAAUGUUUGUGUAUAUUACUUGAAUAAAGACAAUAAAGACAUAAAAAAUUA
Acyrthosiphon pisum (pea aphid) is the source of this 2556-nucleotide messenger RNA. Its product is annotated as scoloptoxin SSD14. NCBI's taxonomy places the organism in Eukaryota, Metazoa, Arthropoda, Insecta, Hemiptera, Aphididae. The transcript has 12 exons. Gene Ontology annotation, cellular component: plasma membrane. The coding region runs from base 414 to 2261 and encodes 615 amino acids. Gene Ontology annotation, biological process: glutathione catabolic process. The record is from RefSeq and is a predicted model, not a curated record. Gene Ontology annotation, molecular function: glutathione gamma-glutamate hydrolase.